Molecule: messenger RNA, 2643 nt
Organism: Delphinapterus leucas (beluga whale)
Lineage: Eukaryota; Metazoa; Chordata; Mammalia; Artiodactyla; Monodontidae
Gene: TACR3
Product: tachykinin receptor 3
Biological process (GO): positive regulation of flagellated sperm motility; G protein-coupled receptor signaling pathway
Cellular component (GO): plasma membrane; sperm midpiece
Molecular function (GO): tachykinin receptor activity
Source: RefSeq, a predicted model, not a curated record
CUUGUAACGAUUUUACGUAUGAGAAAGUGCAGCCCUUCCUUCAGUGUAUCAACCCGCCGAGUAGCGAAUGAAUGAAACCCAAAGGGCGGGGGUGGAGGAAAGGAGGGCAAUCUUAUUCCAAGAAGGGGCUCGUCAGUUCCGCACAACGUCACGGAAGUAGGGCACUAUAACAAACUAUAAAGCUCGCAGCAGCCCCCGAUCCUCAGCGCUCCAGCCGGUGCCCGGGAACUCGCGCAGGGGCGACCCCGGAGUUCUCCGCGGGCGACAGCCCUUAGCAUCUCUUUUUCCGACUGUCUCAUCCUGCCUGCCUGCUAGGUUCGCAGACUCCUCGGGGAAAGUGCCUCCCUUCUCCCCAUCACCUGCAGGUUCAAAGCAUCCCUUAACCAGAAAGGGCUGUGGGUACCUUUCUACCCCGCUUUCGGGCGGGGCUGAGGUCCACUGAGCAGCAAAGCUACCGGGAAGCAGAGAAGAACUUCGAGGGAGACUGCCCGGGCGGGCAGUGGUUGAGUGAGGGGAACCGGGUUGCCGACCCAUCGCUAUGGCCUCGCUCCCCGUAGCCGCGAACUGGACGGACGGGGGAACAGCGGGUGCGGACGCCGGGAACCCGAGUGCCGCGCUCGAGGCUGGGGCAGCGGCGGGAGAGGCUGACACCGAGUGGCUGCAACUGCUAGCCCAAGCCGGCAAUCUUUCCGCUUCCUCCUCCACGCUGGGACUGGCCGCGGCCUCCGCGGCGCCUUCGCAGUUCCGGGCCAACCUCACCAACCAGUUCGUGCAGCCGUCUUGGCGCAUUGCGCUCUGGUCCCUAGCAUACGGCGUGGUGGUGGCCGUGGCGGUCUUCGGGAAUCUCAUCGUCAUCUGGAUCAUCCUGGCCCACAAGCGCAUGCGGACUGUCACCAACUACUUCCUCGUGAACUUGGCUUUCUCCGACGCCUCCAUGGCCGCCUUCAACACCUUGGUCAACUUCAUCUAUGCGCUUCACAGCGAGUGGUACUUCGGCGCCAACUACUGUCGCUUCCAGAACUUCUUUCCUAUCACAGCGGUGUUCGCCAGCAUCUACUCUAUGACGGCCAUUGCAGUGGACAGGUAUAUGGCCAUUAUUGAUCCCUUGAAGCCCAGACUGUCUGCCACUGCAACCAAGAUUGUCAUUGGAGGCAUUUGGAUUCUAGCAUUUCUACUUGCCUUCCCUCAGUGUCUUUACUCCAAAACCAAAGUCAUGCCGGGCCGUACUCUUUGCUAUGUGCAAUGGCCAGAAGGUCCCAAACAACAUUUCACUUACCAUAUUAUUGUUAUUAUACUGGUUUACUGUUUCCCAUUGCUCAUCAUGGGUAUCACAUACACCAUUGUUGGAAUCACUCUCUGGGGAGGAGAGAUCCCAGGGGACACCUGUGACAAGUAUCAUGAGCAGCUAAAGGCUAAAAGGAAGGUUGUAAAAAUGAUGAUUAUUGUCGUGGUGACAUUUGCCAUCUGCUGGCUGCCCUAUCAUAUUUACUUCAUCCUCACCGCGAUCUAUCAACAACUAAAUAGGUGGAAAUAUAUUCAGCAGGUCUACCUGGCUAGCUUUUGGCUGGCAAUGAGCUCAACCAUGUACAACCCCAUCAUCUACUGCUGUCUGAAUAAGAGAUUUCGAGCUGGCUUCAAGAGAGCAUUCCGCUGGUGUCCUUUCAUCAAAGUUUCUAGCUAUGAUGAGCUGGAGCUCAAGACCACCAGGUUUCACCCGACUCGGCAAAGCAGCCUGUACACUGUGACCAGGAUGGAGUCCAUGACAGUGGUGUUUGACCCAAAUGAUGUGGAUAAGACCAAAUCCAGUCGGAAGAAGAGAGUGCCUCCAAGAGACCCAAGCUUCAACGGCUGCUCCCGCCGGAAUUCCAAAUCUGCCUCCACCACUUCAAGUUUCAUAAGCUCACCCUAUACUUCUGUGGAUGAAUAUUCCUAAAUCCAUUUCCUCAGCUGAAAGAGUAGGGUGACGCCAUCAUGGUGCCACCAUAGGCCCACACCCUCCUGAUUGUCGGUCAGCCCUGUCCUACAUACUCUCUGAAAACAGAAGGGCAAUUUUUAGGCAACUAUGUUUCAACUGAGAAAGAUAGCAUAUAAGUAUAACAAAGACACUAUUCAGAUAUUUGCCCCCUCAAAAGUAAAAUGGCCUUUAAAUUUAUUCUUUGAAAACUGAAUUAUUAUAUGUAACAGAAAAAUAUACUGAAAAAUACAUGUAGAAUGUUCCAUUUUUCUCACUGAAAAACUGCAAUAUACAUUUGUGACACUAAGGUGACAUAUGAUUUUCCCAAAAGAUUAAAGAACCUUUAAAAUAUAAUUAUGUGAAUGAAUUAAAACAAAACCUAUAUAAAAUGAUACGUUUUCAUCUAUAGCUAUAAAACAGAAAAAAAGUUAUAUGACUAAUUUUACCAUUAGAAUGAUGGAAACUUAACCUCCAGGAGUAAAAGUUAAUGAAAAUCUUUGCAAAAGAGAACUAAUUCUGUGGAAUAAAAUUUUUUUGAGAUUUAAAGAUUUUCUCCAAGAAAUGUAACUGAAAAAGAAAUCUAAUCAAAUUAUUAGGCAUCUGUACAUAUUAUUUUCUUUACAUUUUUAUCUGGGAAAGUGGCUUCAAAAGAAAAAAAAAUAAUUAUUUACCUUUUGACCAUUACAUAU